AUUAAAGAUCUUCAAGAUUUGAUGGGUGGUCCACCAGACCGUGUGAAUAUUUAAAAGUGGGUUGCAGUUGUACACAAGCAGAGUAGUAUGUCCAAAUCUCUUCUUAAAUAAUUCCUCGUUAGGUCGUUUCUCCAACUCCUCGUAUGACUUUCUCCAUCAGUUUCUCGAGAGAAACCGAAGGGAAUCUUUGCAGUACUCUCACAAACCCUAAUCUACACUUCUCCUUCCCUCCAUAAAGGAAAGCUUUAAAUUGAAGCUUUGAACGUACUCUCUUUCCAAAAUAACUCAAAAGAUGUUUCAGGUCAAUUUCACUACUACUCCCUCCAAAGAAGAGGAAAUCGAGCAAGAUCUAAUCAUGGGUAAUGCCAUACUGGAGAGCGGUAAUCUUGCCCCCAACAGCUUCGGAAAAAGGGGGAAACGGCAGCAAGAUUCGCGGGCUGUACGCUCCGGCGACAACGAUGGGAGGAAUGGUGAGGGAGAUAAGGAGAGGAAAGCUGUACAUAGAGAUGUCGAACGGCAAAGAAGGCGAGAAAUGGCUAAUCUCUUUGCAUCCAUGCGAUCUAUACUCCCUCUUGAGUACAUCAAGGGAAAGCGGUCGGCAUCUGAUCAAAUGCAUGAGGCUUUGAAUUAUAUAAGUCACCUGAAAAACAAUGUCAAAGAACUGGAAAUCAAGAGAGACAACCUAAAGCAGUUGUCCGCGGGUUCUAGCACUACUACAGCCACUGGAACUGGAUCAAUAAGAAGCUCCGCCGAUAAUCGCCACCAAAGUAGUAGUGUCACGGUCAGCCAAUGCCGCGGUGGUGUGGAGGUAUUGAUCAACAGUUGUGGCUUUGGAGAGGAAGGAGGGUUGCCCCUAUCAAAAGUAUUUGCAGUUCUAACGGAACGAGGGCUUAAUGUUGUUAGCUAUGUUUCUAGUGAAGUAAAUGGAAGGCUAUUUCACACAAUUAGAUCUGUGGUAAGUGACCUGAUGUAUAUUGAUCUAUUUGAGCUGGAACAGAAAUUAUCUGGCGUGAUUAAUGGUUCAAUCUCUGAGCAACUGCAAUAGGAAAUGAAAGUCUUUGACGUGCUUGGAAAAUUCACUCUUUAUUUGGCAGUAAUAAACAUUUCAGGUUACUUUAUAUUGUUUCAUCCAAAUUUCACCUUUGCUUCAUUCUUUCAGGGAGUUAUUUUUGGCUUCAUUCUUUCAGGGAGAUUUUUUUUUUUUUUUCUUUUCAUUGAGUUAUUGUUAUUGUCAUUGUUACAACAAUGGUAAAGUUCAUUCCCAUUACCUA
Rhododendron vialii is the source of this 1271-nucleotide messenger RNA. Its product is annotated as transcription factor bHLH36-like. NCBI's taxonomy places the organism in Eukaryota, Viridiplantae, Streptophyta, Magnoliopsida, Ericales, Ericaceae. Gene Ontology annotation, cellular component: RNA polymerase II transcription regulator complex. Gene Ontology annotation, biological process: regulation of transcription by RNA polymerase II. The coding region runs from base 293 to 1045 and encodes 250 amino acids. The transcript is spliced from 4 exons. The record is from RefSeq and is a predicted model, not a curated record. Gene Ontology annotation, molecular function: DNA-binding transcription factor activity, RNA polymerase II-specific; protein dimerization activity; RNA polymerase II transcription regulatory region sequence-specific DNA binding.